Messenger RNA from Phymastichus coffea, 3701 nucleotides. It is a transcript of the gene Lmpt, whose product is annotated as four and a half LIM domains protein 2. The transcript has 12 exons. Bases 577 to 2604 code for a protein of 675 amino acids. The record is from RefSeq and is a predicted model, not a curated record. Gene Ontology annotation, cellular component: nucleus; Z disc. Gene Ontology annotation, molecular function: zinc ion binding; transcription coregulator activity. NCBI's taxonomy places the organism in Eukaryota, Metazoa, Arthropoda, Insecta, Hymenoptera, Eulophidae.
UUUGCGAGGUGAUUAUGCAGUAAUUUUCGCAUCGGAAGAAUACGCUCGCGCCCAAGAACAACAGUGCGCGAUUUUCAUUCGAGUGUAACCGAGAGGAGCUUCGGCAAUCGGCCUUGCCGCAGACACAAGUGAUAAUGUGUAGGAUUUAGCAGGAGAUUGCAGCGCGGAGGUGAAUUAUUGUCUCAAGGUUCACGUGCAUAGAACACGAUGCUCCAUCCGGCUACUGUCGACAAAUUGUGGGAGCCAGUUGUAUCCUGACGCACUGAUAACGAGUAUCAAACGAAGACUCAAUUAAAGAAGUUAUUUGGAUAAUUCAUCAACAUUUUCAAAGAACAGAAAUGCAUUCUGAUCUGAGUAUUACAGUAUUAUAAAUUGUAUGAAACGAAAAGUUUUGAAGUAUUCUAAAAAUAACAAAAACAUAUCGCAUGUGCAAUCAUCAAAAACAAGAUGAAUGGGGAGCUUAUCAUCUCUAAUCCAAAUUAAGAUCAGAGCAGGCAAGCUGCUCUGGCAAUUAACUCGCUCAGCCUGAGCGGCAAACUACAUAGGCGUCACACGACGCUAAGCUUGCUGGGCAAGAUGAGUCCAAAGGGACCGAACCAAGACGCUGGGCAGAAAACCGAGGUAAGGGUAUCGUGCGUACCGUCGCCCGGUGCCGAGCCGCAAGGCGUUCGGGUAAGAAUACCCGAACCAAAGAAAGGAAUACCGCCGGUACCACCGCCAGUACCAGCAGUAAUCGAAUCACCAAGGAUAAGGUGCCCGACGAUCUCGGAAAAAGACUUUUAUAGAAAGACACUGUCACUCGACAGGAAGGACCGAUAUCCGACUUUGUCGGGUGCGGAAAUCAAGAGAGGCUUGCAAGCUACCGGUCCAGACGCACAGAGGAGGCGGAAUCCUAUGCUUGAUCGGAAAAACAGGUUCCCAACGAUAUCCGGUGCAGAAUUAAAGCGUGGCAACACGAUAGGCAAAUGUCCACUAGAAGGCGGUCUGGAUUUAAGUCUCGCACCAUGGCCUGGUAUGAAAUGGGCAUGCGUCAGGGUACUACAUCUCUACUGCAAGGUCUUCGACCAGUACGAGCUAUUCGAGCUCAUCGUUAGGAAGAACUGCACGAGUUGCAAAUGCCCAAGAGAAGCGCACGAGGUGUGUCACGACGAGUGGGUGUCGGUACGAGCGAGACUUGGUCUCAAGGCCGACGAGACGAGAAAUCCUGCAGGAUUCGACCCAAGGGAUGUGGGACUUGCGUGGGCGCCACCAGGCUUACCAAUCCACAAGGUGGAGGAAUACUUUUCAAUGCUGCCGAAACUAUCAGUGCCACGACUGGGUACAGCAGGCGAGCGGCAUCGAGAUCGUCAAUUGGCGACACAACUGCCAAAGCAGGAUUUGGCAAGAGCUUAUUGCCGUCAUCUCGAUCCUCAACAUUCCGUCAGUGCCGAUGAUUUUAUGGCAGCGCGUAACGAGAUCGCACUGGAUAUCGGAAGUGUCCAGGAGGUUUUUGAUAAGGGAGUGGAAUGCGGAGCAUGUAAGGAGCCAGUAAAGUACGGUAGUCUUGCCGUAUCGGCAAGCAAAUUAGGUUUCUUGUAUCAUCCGACAUGCUUCAGGUGUAUGCAGUGCGAGGAAUUGCUGGUCGAUCUCGCAUAUUGUGUUCAUGAUGACGUGCUCUAUUGCGAGAGGCACUACGCUGAGCAGCUCAAACCGAGAUGUGCUGCUUGUGAUGAGUUAAUUUUCAGUGGAGAUUACACGAAGGCGAUGAACAAGGACUGGCACAGCAGCCACUUCUGCUGCUGGCAGUGCGACGAGUCGUUGACAGGUCAGCGAUAUGUCCUGAGAGACGAGCAUCCUUACUGCAUCAAAUGCUACGAAAGCGUCUUCGCUAAUGGCUGCGAGGAGUGCCACAAAAUCAUCGGCAUCGACUCCAAGGAUCUGUCGUACAAGGACAAGCACUGGCACGAGGCUUGCUUCCUCUGCAGCAGAUGCAGAGUGUCCUUGGUGGACAAACAGUUUGGCAGCAAGGUAGACAAGAUUUACUGCGGUAACUGCUAUGAUUCUCAGUUCGCUAGCCGUUGCGACGGAUGCGGCGAAAUCUUCCGCGCUGGCACCAAGAAGAUGGAAUACAAGACAAGACAGUGGCACGAGAAGUGUUUCUGCUGCGUAGUCUGCAAGAGUCCAAUUGGUACCAAGAGCUUCAUCCCACGCGAGCAGGAAAUCUACUGUGCCGGAUGUUACGAAGACAAAUUCUCAACUCGAUGCGUCAAGUGCAACAAGAUCAUCACAACCGCAGGUGUGACGUACAAGAACGAACCAUGGCACAGGGAUUGCUUCACCUGCACCCACUGCGAUCAAUCGCUCGCUGGGCAAAGAUUCACGUCCCGCGACGACAAGCCAUACUGCGCCGACUGCUUCGGCGAACUUUUCGCCAAGAGGUGUACCGCUUGCUCAAAACCGAUCACCGGUAUCGGUGGUACGCGCUUCAUCUCGUUCGAGGACAGGCAUUGGCACAACGACUGCUUCAUCUGCGCAGGCUGCAAUUCAUCGAUGGUCGGACGCGGUUUCAUCACCGACGGCGAGGACAUCAUCUGUCCCGAGUGCGCUAAACAAAAGCUCUCGUAAGGUGUGCUUUCGGGCACUUCCAUCCCCCCCCUCCACCUCAAAAACCACCAGAAAAAUAUAAAUAUACAUACCUUCGAUGAAUAGAAGAAAGUGAAGAACAAGGCGAUUAUUGCGAGUGCGGGAGUCCUCGUGCUCUGCUUCGACGCGGAUUUCAAGUCAUUUGGAAUCUGCGACGAAUGAAGAAUUUUGUUUUUCGAAAGAAGCUAUCUUUGAUUGGGUUUUCAAUUAAAUGUGAGGUUCUAGGUGAAUCAUCGCAGUGAGUAUGAACAAUAUACUCGUUUGUAUGGUACACCUUCACGAAUAUAGAAUCUUACCUGAUUUUAUUACGACGGUAUAUAAUCGUAUAGAUUUACAAAAAGUGUGGAAAAACUAGUCUAAACGUUUGCUUGAAUUUUUAAGGUUGAAGCCCAAUCGAAGCGACAGUUCUCCUUUUUCGUACACGUCGACUAGGAUUCUCUUGGAAUUCUUUUGCUUUUUUGUCGAGUGACUUUUCGAGUUCAUUGAUUAAUUAUUCGAGGCUUUUGUUUCGCCGAUACUACACGAAAUAAAUGAAUAUAUUUUGUAAAUGUACAACUUUGCAAAUGAGAUAUUUUAUAAUAAUUGUGUUUAUCAUCUAGUGCAGUAUCGUCGAGACGCGAGACACAAUGAAAUAAUUUUUUUUUUCUUUCAUGGCGAGGACUCGAGAUUACGUUCAAACGAAAUUGCCUUGUUCUGCGGUAAAAAUAUUUAAGAGCAAAGUUAUCUUUUCUUGGCUGUUACUAUUAGUGCAGUUCUUUAAAGAUUGUAAAACUCCAGAUCGAACGAAUACUUAAAGAGAUAAAGAAAAACAAAAUAAAUUACUAAAGUAUAUAUACAUAUAUACAUAUAACAGGUGCCGUCGCGAUGUUAAUCAUUAUUGAUGUUAUUGUUUUUUCUUUCGCUUUGUAUACAUUAAUGUAGAAAUGUAGAACAAGUGAAGACAGCCAAACUGUUAUUUGUCAGAGGUGGGUUCAAGAUAGAACAACUAAAAAGCUUGCAAACUGUGUAUCUAAACAAAUCUUACGUGUAUAGAGUCGUUUUAUUUUUAUUCGAGUCUAACGUGUAACACAGUGUAAGCC